GGAAGGAGCUGGGAGCGAAGCAGCUUCAUUCAGCCCUUGCCAGCCGGUCUGUCGGUCUGUCCUGCCGGCCAUGGUGCCUUCCGUGGCCGCGCUGCUCAGCCUCCUCGGAGCCGCAGCUCUGGCAGGGGUUCGUUCAGCACCAGUGGAAAAAGAUGGCCAUGUUGAAGAAAUGCUCACCCGGUGCAUUGUAGAGGUCCUUUUGAAUGGUCUGUCGAAAGCCAGUGCUCCACCCAUCAAUCCACAGUGCAAGGAGCUUCUGAAGAAAAGCAAUCACCAAAAGCAAGAAGAGCAAAAUGAAGGCCAAAACCUGGAACUCAACACAAGACACUUAUUGGAAUCAGAGGAGUUAGGGAAACCACUGGAAGGGACUGUGAAGGAAGAACAAGAUCUGAAUGAAGAAGAAUUUAAAAGAGAGGCCGAAGGAGGUGAGAAGUGGCAUCUGGCGGGAGGAAAACAAGCAGAAAAUGGCCACCCACAAGGCACCUCCCAUUCUUUUGAUGAAGCCCAUAAAGAAGAAAAAGAGAAUGAUGAUGAUAAAAGGGCUGAGGAGGAUGGCAGUCAUAAAUGGAUAAACCACAGUGGAGCAGGAAGCAAAGCAAAGAAACACAAUGAAGAGGCAGAGCACGAGCUUCUAGAAAAAAAGUCCCUUCCUACAGCAGGAAAGGUGGCUGAAGAGGACUACAAGCGUUCCGGGGGGCAAAGGUACUUGGAGGAAAUCGUACAUAGUGAAGAAAAGGGAAAAGAAGAAAGCAAGGAAGAAGAAGAUACUGAAGAGGAUGAAGAGGAGAGCAGUGAAAAAUAUCACCACAGUUUUCACCAAGAAUAUGAAGACUCUUCUGAGAGGGGAGAAGAUGACAUUGAGAAACGAGGCCGCAAACCAAGACAUUACCACCGGAAAUCAAGGCUGGACACUUCUGAAUACAAGAGACAUCAUAAUCGUGAGAAGAAGGCAUCAUCUGAAGAGUCAAGCGAGGAGGAAAGUGAGUUCUGGGAUAAAAGAAGCCAUGACCCAAAGCAUUAUUAUAAGACGGGACAUCUUUUUGAGGAAAAGCGAAACUCUGAUGAGAUGCAUGGCUCUGAAGAAAUGGAGGAAAAGAAGAGGAGUAGAGAGUAUCAGGACAGAUGGCCUCACAGCAGAGAGGACAAUGAAGAGGAAGACAUGAGGCAUCACAGCAGGGAGAAUGAAGAGAAACGGCACCACUAUGAGAGAAAAAGACUCUUUGAUGAACCACAAAGUGAGGUGAGAUACAACUAUGAGGAAAGGACACCUCACAGCAAAGGAAGUGAAGACGAAGGCAAGCCACAAAGUUAUGAUAGUAGGGAUGAGAAAAGGACUCAACAUGACAAAGAACGACAACAUUCACAGCUGGAGGAGAUGCCAAAGCAACAGAACAUAGAGAAGGAAGAAGGAGAACAAAGGCUGUACAACCCAGGGGAACAGCCCAGAGAAGAAAAAAGGCACAGUGGGCAUGCCGGUGAGGGAGAACUAGAAAAGAGGCACUACAAUGAGAGGGAAAAGCAUGUUGGUAAUAAAAGGACACUUCUGAUGGAGGAAGGCUAUCCAAGAAGCCACUACCUUGUAGAAAAUGUGAAAAGAGCUGUGCCUCCAUACAUCCCGUAUUACCAACAGCUUCAGUGGAAGAGCAGACACCCUGAAAAGAAAGACGAGGCCACUGAUCCGUUUUUGGAGAGUGAAGAAGAGCCCAAGUCCCGCCCGAACGAGGGAGAUUUCUUUCCCGAAUAUAGCGACUACGACUUGUGGGAGAAGAAGCCAUUUAUGGAUGGCCUGAACCACAAGCGCAAUGAGAACAACCAUCUGGAAAGGAGCCACAAACUUGAUGGGAAAAGGCAGUACAAUCGGAUGGAUGAGCUGGCCCACCUUCUGAGCUACCGGAAGAAAUCGGCAGAAUUUCCAGAAUUGUACAGCUCCAAGGAAGACGUGAAAAGGGGCCACGUCGUAAGGAAUGGCGAGGGCAAACUCAGUCAGAGGCCUCUGACACAAGAAGAGGAGAAAGAACUGGAAGAUCUGGCUGCUAUGGAUUUGGAACUGCAGAAGAUAGCCGAGAAAUUCAACAAUAACCGGAGGGGAUGAAUCCUGCCCAGCCUAAUAUGGGCAUGGUAAAUCAGAGCUCUAUUUACAGUAUCCUAUAUUUAUUGGUAAAGUCACUGCCACUGGUGUUGUUCCCCUUCCUUUCCUAAUCUGAAAUGCAGUUUACUAUCCACUGAAUAUGAUUUAAGCAGGGGCAAGCAUCUUUACAUUCCAAAUAUGCAAGGAAGAUCAGAUCAGCAUGAAUUCCAGCAUAGAGAAGACCAAUGUGCAAGGCAGACAUUUCAAAACGUGUGUAACAAUAAUUGUGUUUGUGUUCUUCAGAAAUAUGUUUUGUCUUAGUUUGAAAUAAAAAAGACCAUUACA
Elgaria multicarinata webbii is the source of this 2413-nucleotide messenger RNA. It is a transcript of the gene CHGB, whose product is annotated as chromogranin B. The transcript is spliced from 5 exons. The record is from RefSeq and is a predicted model, not a curated record. The coding region runs from base 71 to 2092 and encodes 673 amino acids. Lineage: Eukaryota; Metazoa; Chordata; Lepidosauria; Squamata; Anguidae. Gene Ontology annotation, cellular component: secretory granule.